Molecule: messenger RNA, 1417 nt
Organism: Vollenhovia emeryi
Lineage: Eukaryota; Metazoa; Arthropoda; Insecta; Hymenoptera; Formicidae
Gene: Polr3F
Product: probable DNA-directed RNA polymerase III subunit RPC6
Exons: 4
Coding region: 177-1094 (305 amino acids)
Biological process (GO): transcription by RNA polymerase III
Cellular component (GO): RNA polymerase III complex
Source: RefSeq, a predicted model, not a curated record
AUGUUUGAUAUCAAGCAAUUCUAACCUAAUCCUAACGUAAUUUAAUUCAAAACAAUACUUGCAGGCUUGCACAUAAAUUAAUGUGAAUCUCGUAAAAAGUUUUAUUGAGAAAAACAACAAUAAGGCAAUUUACAGUAUAAUAUCGCACAAAAUUAUUUUUAAUCAUAUGAUUGGUGAUGGAAGUGGAAGAACAAAAUGCAAGUACCAGCACAAAACACGAUGGACCUGAAACAAUAGAGCAAAAAAUAAUUGCUCUUGCACGAGAGAGACCUAAGGGUAUCUCAGACAAAGACUUGGCUAUCGAGUUACCUGAUUUACAACCAGUUCAACGAGCUCAGAUUAUAAAUAAGCUUCUAUCUCAAGGAUACUUUGAUCUUUUCAAACAAGCGGGUUUAUUGUUUUAUCGCUUGAAAGACCCAACAAAACUUGCUAAAUGUGCUGAUAAUGAAGAAAAAAUCGUAUAUAGGAUUAUUGAAGAAGCAGAAAAUAAGGGAAUAUGGACUCGAGAUAUAAGAUUUAAAUCUAAUUUAAUGCACACUCAAUUACAAAAAAUUUUGAAAAGCUUAGAAACUAAAAAGUUCAUAAAAGUUGUUAAACCUGUCGCAGCGAGCAAGAAAAAAGUGUAUAUGCUAUACAACUUGGAACCAGAUGAGUCUGUAACAGGUGGUGCCUGGUAUCAAGAUCAAGACUUUGAAACAGAAUUUGUUGACGUGUUGAAUCAGCAAUGCUAUAGAUUUUUGGAGCAGAAGAGAGAAAAGAUGAAAAGUUGUAAUGCUGGACCUAUUGCAGCAAGAAACAUGACAUUUGCUUCUUCUAAAGAAGUGUGGAAAUUUAUUUCAGAUUUAGGAAUAAGCAAGGUGAAAUUAUCUGUAACUAACAUGGAGAUGAUUUUAAAUACUUUGGUUUAUGAUGGUAAGGUUGAACGAAUACUGGCAGCAGAUGGAAGUAAUUUAUAUAGAGCAAUUCAGCCUUUACUCAGCUCACCUGGAUUAAUUAAGACUCCUUGUGGCUUAUGUCCAGUGAGAAGACAAUGUCGUGACGAAGGUCCUGUUACACCUAUAAAGUGUCAAUAUAUUAGAGAAUGGCUAGAAUAGAUAUCAGAUAUAAUGUCUAACAUAGAUAAUAGAUAUUUCGAGUAAAGUACUCAAGUAUUAAUAAUAAUAUAUGUAUGCAUCUAAAUGUCUAAGUCCUUUCUUAAUAUACUUAUAAAUUCUCUUAUGUAUGUUUCUUUAUUAUUCGUUGUUUGGAUAUUAAAUCAGAGAUAUAUAAAUCAAUUUGUAAUAAUCUGUGUAUUAUAAUUAAGAAGAUAUUUAAGUUUUACUAUAAAUAUUUUCUAUGUAUACAAUAUAUACAGGGUGUUAAUAAAUCAUCGCAUUGGCGGUAUACCGUCGGAUAACGCGCGAAAAUCUAAGAAAAA